Molecule: messenger RNA, 1191 nt
Organism: Grus americana (Whooping crane)
Lineage: Eukaryota; Metazoa; Chordata; Aves; Gruiformes; Gruidae
Gene: NMUR2
Product: neuromedin U receptor 2
Exons: 4
Coding region: 1-1191 (396 amino acids)
Biological process (GO): G protein-coupled receptor signaling pathway
Cellular component (GO): plasma membrane
Molecular function (GO): neuromedin U receptor activity
Source: RefSeq, a predicted model, not a curated record
AUGGCCUGGAUCAGCAACAUCUCUGGGUUUAAUCACUUUCCUCUACAUGAAGAACGUUUCAGGAGGUAUUUAAACAACACUGAGGAUUAUUUAGCCUUCCUGUGUGGGCCCAGACGGAGCCAUCUGUUCCUGCCCAUGGCUUUGGUGUACACCCUGAUCUUCAUUGUUGGGGUGGUAGGUAACUUCUUAGUUUGCCUGGUGAUCCUCAAGCACCGGAACAUGAAGACCCCGACCAAUUACUAUCUCUUCAGCCUCGCAGUCUCAGACCUGCUCGUGCUGCUUUUUGGGAUGCCACUGGAAGUCUAUGAGAUGUGGAGCAACUACCCCUUCUUGUUUGGGCCCGUUGGCUGCUAUUUCAAGACGGCACUCUUUGAGACAGUGUGUUUUGCCUCCAUCCUCAGCGUGACUACAGUCAGCGUGGAGAGAUACAUUGCCAUCCUCCACCCUUUCCGUGCCAAGCUGGAAAGCACUCGCAAGCGUGCCCUGAGGACCAUCGUGGUGCUCUGGGUCCUCUCCGUCCUUUUCGCCCUCCCCAAUACAGGCACCCACGGCAUCAUGCUGCAGUAUUUCCCCAAUGGCACCCUGGUCCCUGGAUCUGCUACCUGCACUGUAGUCAUGCCCAUGUGGAUCUACAACUGUAUUGUCCAGAUUACUUCUUUUCUCUUCUAUGUGCUGCCUAUGGGGGUAAUAAGUGUGCUGUACUAUCUGAUGGGGCUAAGAUUGAAAGGAGACAAAUCUCUGGAAGUGGAGGAAAUGGCUGUGAAUGUUCAGAGACCAUCCAGGAAAUCAGUGACCAAGAUGUUAUUUGUCCUCGUGAUGGUUUUUGCUAUAUGCUGGGCACCAUUCCAUAUAGAUCGACUCUUCUUCAGCUUUGUUGUGGAAUGGACUGAGCCUCUGGCUAACAUAUUCAACUUAAUUCAUGUGGUGUCAGGUGUUUUCUUCUAUCUGAGCUCUGCUGUGAACCCCAUCAUUUACAAUCUGUUGUCCCAGCGCUUCAGGAUGGCUUUCCUCAGUGUGAUUUCUCCUUGCUGCAAGCACUGGACCCCUAAACAUCCCACUAGCAAGAUUCCUGCCCAGCAGAGCAUCUUUGUGGUUGAGGACAACAAACUCAUGGACUCCGCUGAAGACACAAGUCUCCCUGGCACCCACAGAACAUCUGUCAGCAGUUCCCAGCUCUCCACUGGUCUGUGA